GAGUAGUCGUUUGAAAAUUUAAUUGAAUUUUGCCCAAGAAUCUACAGUUAAUGAAGCCGAAUUUGUGUUAACUCAAGCCCCUAUAAAGACGUAUAAAAAUGUGUUUUGCACGAGUAUGACCUGCAGAUAAGUAAAGUUAGACACAAAUUUGGUUGACAUAUUUACUGUGUUGAUUCUAAAUUCUGAUUUCAAGUUCACCUACUCCAGUGCCACGAGCCCUAAAAAAAUGGCGAAUCUUGGGAUAACCCAACGCUAUCCAGAAAUAAACUUACUUUGCUUAGCUUUGUUAAUAAUCAUCACUGGCAGAAUCAACAUUACUCAAGGGAAUGCCAUCGAAUGUGGAACGGUAAAUUUAUAUCGUGAACUCAUCUUAGGUGGAAGUGAAGUGCUUAGAGAUGAGUGGCCGUUCAUUGCGGCGCUGUAUUAUUCUACAUCAUUAAAAUACUUCUGUGGCGGUACAAUAAUAUCCAAUAAACAUGUGCUCACAGCCGCCCAUUGUAUCCAGGGAAAGUUUUCAAAUGUUAUUCUUUCACCUGAUGAGAUAACUAUACGUCUUGGAGCUUACAAUCUUACAGCGGUAAAUGAGUCUGGAGUCGUUAACAGAAAUGUUACUCAGAUUCAUAUGCAUCCUGAUUGGAGCGUACUCGAAGAAAAAUAUGACGCAGACAUUGCAAUUUUAGUUCUCAAUGAAAAUGUUACGUUUUCAAGUAACAUUCGUCCAGUUUGCUUACCUACGGACGAUGUUAAUAUUGAGGAAGUUAAAGGAAUGGUUGUCGGCUGGGGUGUAACGGAAAAUGGAACUGCUGAAGGAAUUCCAAGACAAACCGAAACGAUGGCGUUGAAUGAUUCGUACUGUUACAGAACGGAUAAUGUUAUUGCAAGGUACUCUUCGGAACGUUCGUUUUGCGGGGUGGGUAACGGAACUCCCAACAAAGGAGACUCUGGCGACGGGUAUUUUGUGGUUAUUGGCUCCGCCUGGGUUCAAUAUGGCACUGUAUCAGUGGUUCGCACGAACGCCACUGGACAUGUGGUUGUAGGCUCAUUCGCCAUCUACAUGAAAAUAACGUCCUUAAAACACUGGAUAGCCGACACAGUUAGACAAUCCGGAAGUUCAGUAAGCGAAGCAACAAUUAAAAUUAAUCUGCACUGUAGCUAUGGGUACGAUGGUGAUGGGAUUUAUGGUUGCUGGCUGCUCGAUUUGAACAUUCGAAAACCGAAUUUUGUGGUAAAUUCAGUCACUGGUUCUCAUAUGCUUCAAAGGGAGGAUAAGGAUGUUGAGCUGAUUGCAUUUGUGGGUGGUGUAAUGCAUUUUCUUCCUGAUAACGUUGGUAAUAUUUUCAAAAACUUAAAGUACCUGGGAGUAGGAAAGCCUAGUUCAGUGUCUAUUGAUACCGAGCGCAUUUUUCGGUCAAAUUUUCAGAACUUAGAGCACUUGGAAGAAAUUAUAUUGAUGAAUAAUGCAAUUGAGGAAUUAGAUGCAGAUUCUCUAUGGGAUCUGCCGAAUUUGCAAUCAUUUCAACUGAAAAAGAAUAAACUGAAAUUACUUCAUGCGUCCACAUUUAGCAGAAAUUCCAAACUGACGACAGUGUUCGUUUUGUCGAAUGUCUUAAAAGCGCUGCCUCAGAAUUUAUUCGAAAAUAAUCCUUUGCUCGAAGUUGUGGCCUUUGAUGGAAAUUCAAUUGAGACGAUAGCCGAUGGAAUUUUUGAUACGAAUAUCAACCUGAAAACAGUUUCGAUUAAAGGAAAUCGCUUGGAAUCGCUCGGCAGUAAUUUAUUUCCAUUUAACUCAGAAUUGGAAUCCAUUGAUUUCUCUAACAAUGCUCUCAAGACCAUUGACGAACAAAUUUUUAAAACAAAUUCCAAACUUAUAAAACUUGCCAUCGCAUCAAAUGAGUUGGAAUAUAUACCCCCACUGCUAUUGCAGAACAAGACGCUGAUGAAGGAAAUCAAUUUCAAGAAAAAUUUAUUAAAAUCAAUAGACGAACGAUUGUUCGAAACCAACAUUAGGAUUAGUGAGAUCUAUCUCUGGUCGAAUCAGCUGAAAACUCUGCCCAGAAAUUUAUUCCACAACAAUUUAGUACUGGAAGUGGUCGAUCUUGGUAAGAAUUUCAUUAGGACGAUAGAUGAGACUCUCUUCGAAACCAACGUUUUACUUCGAAAAAUCUCUUUAGAGUCCAAUCGCUUAAAUGAAUUGCCCAGACACUUGUUCAAACAUAAUUCAUUGCUCGAAUUUCUAAAUGUUCGAAGCAAUUUCUUGGCGACAGUAAACGUAAACACGUUUGAAUCGAAUGGAAGGCUUAGGGAAGUCUAUUUCGAAGGAAAUUAUCUCACAUUCUUACCCACGGAAUUAUUCAAAAAUAAUUUACUGCUUCGGAUCGUUGAUUUGGGAAAUAAUUCAUUGGAAGCAAUAGACGAGCGACUUUUCGAAGUGAACCUUAAUAUCCGUCAAAUCUUUCUCUCGGACAAUAUAUUGGACACCCUACCGACAAAUCUGUUUCGAAAUAAUUCGUUACUGGAAAUCGUUGAUCUGUCCAAAAAUUUCUUUGAAACAAUCGACGAAAAUAUUUUCCGUACAAAUUCAAGACUCACGAAAAUUUCUUUCGAAGGAAACCAAUUGCAAUCGCUGCCGAGAAACUUAUUCCAAGGCAACGAUUUGUUGCAACACAUCGACUUCCGUGGCAAUUCCUUGAAGGUUAUUGGAAUUGAUUUCACUGAAUAUAAGAGAGCUUUUUACAUUAAUCUGUACAAAAAUGUUUGCGUAGACGCCGUGUUUUUCAAUGUUGACGGCCCUUCAACUGAGACAAUUCGCAAUAAGUUUAAAAAUCUAACAGAAUUUCAGGACCUACUCAUAGCUAACUGUUCUUAUCCUCCUAUUAAUCCUCCAUCAUCUCGCAUCAUUUCGGUAGAAUAAGCUGCUUUUGUUGAUGGAAUAAAAAUGUUGGUAUACAAAGCAUCAAUAAAGUUGUCAAUACAGUUACCCAAUUAUAUUAUGACUACGGUUGUGGGAUUCAUUCCUUUUACAUCCUACAC
Molecule: messenger RNA, 3030 nt
Organism: Bradysia coprophila
Lineage: Eukaryota; Metazoa; Arthropoda; Insecta; Diptera; Sciaridae
Product: proclotting enzyme-like
Biological process (GO): proteolysis
Molecular function (GO): serine-type endopeptidase activity
Source: RefSeq, a predicted model, not a curated record